AGAGCCCGGCACAUCCCCUCCACAGCCGCGCUCCCGGGUGGGACCAGCCCGCACCCCGCAGAGCCAUGAACCGGCUGCCGCAGCUGGUGCUGUGGGUCACCACAGUGGCUGUUGUCUCCUGCUCUGAGUCCCAUGAAGAAAAUUCUUCUUCACCAAAUCCAACUCAGAAGCUCUCCCUGAUAAAAAAUAGGAUGGUUUCAUUGCAUCAGCCUUCUAAACCAGAAGUCUCUUGUGUCAUCGGCUCAAGCUGUUCAUGGGUGACGUCCACAGACAGUUUUGGAAAACCAGACUGGGUGUUAUCUUCCAUUGGCGUCCUGGCAUCCCAGGAGAGGCAGCAGAUGCCUCUGGAAAACAAUUCCUCCUGUGAAAAUGUUGAAGGGGACAUUUUAGUACUGAACACCAGUAGACCCCCAGAGAGAUGCGAAUUCAGCCUGCAAAGCCCCAUCCUGCCUGGGAGCUUGGAUUCUUGCUUGCUGGAACUGGCCAUUUGUUCACAGGAUGCUGUUCCUCUCCUCCAGAGAUUCAGAGUUGAAAUCAAAUAUGUGGAUACAAACAAAAAUGCAGUAACUUCUCUGAGAGCUGGCCAUGAGGAGAAUGCCAGGAUGAAGUGGAAAUACCUGGUGGCCCAGAUUGGACGAAUAGAAAGACCUUUCAAAAUCACCCUGGUGUAUUCGAACUGUGGAGCACAGGAGGUUGGACUACUGGCAGUGAGCUCCUUGCAACUCAGGAACUGCUUUCAUGAUAAAGAAAACCAAGAUCUUUUUAUAUAUGACAAAGGCUCAACCUUCCCCUGCAUUCAUGGAGGUUGUGUCAGCCACCUACAGAUCUGUGAGUUCAUCAGUGACUGUCCUACCAAAGAAGAAGAAGGAGUGAGGUGUGAAAGUCUCCCAGAGGGUUCACACUGCUCUUUUGAGGAAGGUCUGUGUGGCUGGACACUGAAUGAAACUGCAGCAUCUCCUUGGUCUGUUCGGGGCUUUUCCGAAAUGAUUCAAGAGGACUCAUUUGUAGGAUCUACUUUGCAAGCCACUGGUGGACACUUCCUCUACCUGCGAGCAGAGAGCACUCACACAAGUGGUAUGGCUAAGGCUUACAGUACCAGCUUGCCAGACAGUCUUGCCACUGAGGACUACCAGGUUCAAUUUUCAGUGCAUGUUUUUGGUAGCUACAAUGGUACAGUCUCCUUCUCUCUCAGGGAAGAGAUAAAGGGAGCUCCAAUCACCUUGCCAAUGUGGGAGAGGGCAGGGAGCUGGAGUGACCACUGGUUUCUCAUCACCUUACCGAUGCCAGCGCUUCAGAACCGGUUUCAACUGGAACUCCUGGCAACCUGGGGAUGGAAUUCCCAAGCUGACAUUGCUAUCGACAACAUUACAUUUGGCCUGGACUGCUUCAAUGAUGGAAGACAACAGAGUCAUUUUGGUGGGAAACGUCAGUACCCACGUGAGAUUACUAUCCUGGAUGAGCAUCUUCUGAACCCCCUGGAAGAGCCCUCCCUCCCAGGGGACAAAGCUGUUGUUCUGUGGUGGUUCUCAACCUGCGGUGCCAGUGGUCCCCAUGGGCCAACUCAAGCUCAGUGUGACAGUGCCUACAAGAACAGCAAUGUGUCGGUGACUGUGGAGAAGGAGGGCAGGCUCCGGGGAGUGCAAGUCUGGAGAGUGCCAGCCACAAACAGAUACAGGAUUUCUGCCUAUGGAGCAGCCGGGGGGAAGGGAGCCAAAAACCACAAUAAGAGGUCCCACGGGGUCUUCAUCUCAGCCACCUUCCACCUGGAGAAAGAUGAGCUGCUGUACAUCUUAGUGGGGCAGCAGGGGGAGGAUGCCUGCCCUGGGGGCAAUCCUGAAACCCAGAAGAUCUGCUUAGGGGAGUCAUCUCUCAUUGAAGAAGAUUACAAAAAAAAAAGGGACCUGAAGGAAUGGGCUGGAGGAGGCGGGGGUGGAGGAGGAGCAACCUACAUCUUCAGACAGAAGGAUGGGAUUUUCGAACCUUUGCUCAUCGCAGCAGGAGGAGGAGGAAAAGCCUACCUGAAGGCUCAGGACAACUCCCUGGAUGAUGUGCCACUGGAGCAAUUUGAGAACAGCACUGCAGUACCUGGAGUCAAUGGGAGGACUGGGGCAGCAGGUGGAGGUGGCGGCUGGCAAGAUGAGAGUCUGCUUCCUCAGGCUGGGAAAUCCCUUCUGGAAGGUGGAGAAGGAGGUCAAGCUUGUCCCCAAGCACUAGCCAAGUUCCAGUGGACUACCUCUGGUGGUUUUGGUGGAGGAGGAGGAGCUUGUACCUCUGGGGGAGGAGGUGGAGGGUACAGAGGGGGACAUGCCUCUGAUAGUGAUGAUAUCACAGCUGGCGGGCAGGAUGGCAUCUCUUUUGUGAACCCCAUAGGAGAGAUCUUCUUGCAUCCCUUGGCAGCCAUGGAGAGUCAUGGUGAGGUGGAGGUUCAGAUCUAUCUCAACUGCAGCCACUGCCACUCAGACAACUGCAAGCGGGACCCUGACACCAACCUGCCAGUCUGCCAGUGUGAGAUGGGGGCUGUGCUGGCCAAUGACAAUGUCACCUGCACUGUGCCCCAGGGUCCUAUAACAGAGGGACAGCUGCCUCUCCCCCUCCUCUUAGCUGUGGUUUCUGUGAUUGUGGUGCUUGGAAUGACCCUCACUUGUGGCAGCCUGUCUAUCAUUUAUCACCUGAAGAAGCAGCAGCUGGAAGGAUCCAGAGCGCGACUGCAGAGCCCAGAAUAUAAACUGAGCAAAAUCCGUACCUCUGUCAUCAUGACUGAUUACAACCCCAACUACUGCUUUGCAGGGAAGGCCGCCACUCUGAGUGAGCUGAAGGAGAUCCCACGGAAGAACAUCUCUCUGCUUCGAGCACUAGGACAUGGUGCAUUUGGUGAGGUUUAUGAGGGAACUGUGGUAGGAAUUGCAGGGGAUCCCAACCCUCUACAAGUGGCUAUCAAGACCCUACCAGAAGUUUGCUCUGAGCAGGAUGAGAUGGAUUUCCUGAUGGAAGCAUUGAUUAUCAGUAAGUUCAACCACCAAAAUAUCGUGCAGUGCAUCGGUGUCAGCCUACAGACGCUGCCUCGCUUCAUUCUGCUGGAGCUCAUGGCUGGGGGAGACAUGAAGAGCUUUCUUCGGCAGAACCGACCCAGGAUGAAUCAACCAUCCACGCUAACAAUGCAGGACCUGCUGAAUAUAGCGAGGGAUAUUGCCUGCGGCUGUAAAUAUCUGGAAGAGAAUCAUUUCAUCCACAGAGAUAUAGCUGCAAGGAAUUGCCUUUUGACCUGUGCUGGAGCAGGACGAAUAGCCAAAAUUGGUGACUUUGGAAUGGCCAGGGAUAUUUACAGAGCAAGUUACUACCGCAAGGGAGGAAGAGCCAUGCUUCCUGUCAAGUGGAUGCCACCAGAAGCUUUUCUAGAAGGCAUUUUCACCUCCAAGACUGAUACCUGGUCCUUUGGAGUGCUGCUUUGGGAGAUUUUCUCUCUAGGCUACAUGCCCUACCCUUGCAAAACCAAUCAGGAAGUGCUGGAAUUUGUCACCAGCGGAGGAAGAAUGGAUCCACCAAAAAACUGUCCAGGACCAGUGUAUCGGAUCAUGACACAAUGCUGGCAGCACAGCCCAGAGUAUCGGCCAAACUUCUCUACCAUCCUGGAAAGGAUCAAGUAUUGCACACAGGACCCUGAUGUGAUUAACACUGAACUGCCCAUGGAGUGUAGCCCCGCACCAGAGGAUGAAGGGAGUACGGUCAUGCGCCCAAACAUUUCCAGUGGGAUAGUGCCACUGCUGGUAAGCCCCUCUCUCACACCUCAGACAACACCUAAGACGCUGGAAUCCCACCAUGCUGGGCACAAACUUGUACAAUGUCCACAAGAGCUACUGGUGGAGAACCUGAGCAACCGGACUGCCCGAGGGCCCAGCCUGCCAUGCCUCAGUGAUUUCAACAGUGGGUCCUGGUUCCAGCAGACCUCCAACCAGAAGCUGGAGCUCAGCAACCCAUCGGCCCACAGACUUAAAAACAAAACAAAAAAUCUUUGGAACCCAACUUACGGAUCAUGGGUGCUAGAGAAUAUCUGUCACUUCAGCCCCAGCCCCAAGGUCAAAGCAAAUCCAGAACGGGAAGAUUCAGGCUUUGAUGGGAAUUGCAGUUCUCCUAGCUCUCGGGCAUCUCCAGCAUCUCCAAGUCGAAGUAAAUGCCCUCACCUGGAUAUCAGUGGGAUUGAACUGGUGAAACUCCAGACUUUCCCCUGUGGCAACGUAAAUUAUGCUUAUGAUGACCUAUGCUAUAGCGCUGAGCACCAGCCUUCAGCCUUGGCAGAGGUGAGAGCAGCUGUGCUAAGGAGCUCCAGUCUGCACAGAGAUGAAAAGCCUUUUAGUAAAACAGAGAAAACAUCAAGAGAGAGAGACUCUGGUCUGUCUUUGUCAGAUGACCUGAGUGUUACUCCAGUAUAGUAGAAAUGGUUAUUCCAAAGAUCAGGGAACGUGUGUGUCUGGAAGGACUGCUUCCUGUUUCACUGUAGUUCCAUCUUUCCUUCACUCCACUUCCUUCCUCCACUUUAGUUCUGUCAGAUGGGUGAAGUUUAAACAUCAGCAAUGUUCUGCUUCCUCUGUCUACCUGCUGGAUCCCAGAUUGUUAAAGACACUUGCGUUUCUAUCUCUGUUCUUCAAAUUUGUUCCACUGAGUCAGCUUAGAAGUGGAGAACACCGGCAUUGUUUGUCUAAUGCAGAAUACAAUUCCUUAAGGAAAGAAUUUGUUUUCAAUCUGCUCAGGUGAAAAGAAAUGGACCUACUAUCCAGCUGCAGUAUUGGGAUGGAAAUAAUGACCAGCACAGGCUGUGCUUCUUUCUGAACCAAGAAUCCAAAAACCUGUGCUGUACCAGCAGUAACCAACUUGAAAAGGCUGCUACAUUCCUGAGAGCAUUUUACAGUCCUGGUGAAUUACUAAUACUUAUGCAACAUAAGGGAAGUAAAAAAAAAAAAAAAAAAAAGCACCCACAUUUGCAUCUGUUUUAUUAGUAGACCUUGUGGAAGCUAUUGCUCAAAUUGGAAGAAGUAGAAAGAAUGAAAAAAAAAAAAAAAUCAAGCUCCUCUGAGCAUGUGCUUUUUAAACAAGCAAUGAAGAGGAAAACAUUUACCAUUAAAAAAAGCAGUAGCUGGUGGAGCUCGUAGCAUUCCUUUGAAUAGUGAAGGAAAUGUGCUUCUUGCCUCAUGGCAUUGCUUUCCUCACAGCUCCUGGCAUCGAUGGGGCAGGUGGUUUUUCAAGGAAGGGUGAGCUGCAUGGAGUGAUGAGAAAUGGACUGUCUUUAUCUUUUAAUAGACUUUACUUAAAAUGAACUUCAUUUUUGUAAGUACUUUGAUAUUCAGCAUUAAUUCUCUGUGCUGUGUUGGUAAGCACUAAGCUGAGGUUCUUGGGUGACAAUCUAGCAUUUAGUAUGCUGGAGUUCUUGGUUUUAAUACUCUGAGGUAGAAAGUAAUGAAAGGGAGGGGACUAGUGAAGGGAAAUCUAAUGCAAACCCCCCCUUAGGGAUUUUUUUAGAGGAAGGUAGAAUAGCUUAACCAUUUGAGAAAGCUAAAACCAUGACCUGGCUUCACACAGCUGAGCAGGUAGUAAUUGCUCCUUGCCUUGCAAGUGCAGACUUGCUCAUAAAGGUAGUCAUUGGUUUCCAUGACAGCUCAUUUCUAAGGCUUUCUUCAGUUCUUUAAGAUCUAAACAGAUAUUUACAGAUUAAAACUGCAAAAUAAGGAGACUGAAAAGGGAAAUAAUUUGGAUUAAGUCUAAACUGUCUAGGAAUGAUUCUGUCCUUAUACCCCUCCCAAAUGUCACACUGCUCACCUAGAGUGGCAAAUUACAUGCUGUCUUUGUGUGUAAUCAAGUUGUAUAGUGAGAUGCCAGUUGCAGACUUCUCUGGUUCCUUCCUGAGGCAAGAGGCUCUCUGGUAUAUGCUUUAUGCUUAGGGAUCAGCUGCAUGUACAACCUGAAGGUGUGGGCUAGCAGGGGAGGGUUUGCUUUGACCACACAGGUUUCCUGUCCUUUACAUCAGUCAGGGUGGACAGUACCGAGCCAAGCUAAAGAAAAGCACAGAGUGAAGUCUGAAUCCAUCCUCAGUGAGAGGCAUCUUCGGCACAGGUUUAUGCUUUUUUAAUCUGACUUUUUAUCUGUUCCAUGCGUUAUAUAGUUUUAGGCCUUUGACUUUAGAAUGGACAGUUUUAUACAAUGACAUUUCAGAGCAUACAAAUAUCUUAAGAGCAGGUGUCAAGAGGAUGUGAGCAGACUCAUUUCAGUGGUACCCAGCAACAGGACUAGAGACAACAGACACAAACUGAAACAUAGGACAUUCCACCUGAGUAUGAGAAGAAAAAACUUGUUUACUUUGAGGGUGACAGAGCACUGGAACAGGUAUCCCAGAGAGCUUGUGUCUCUGCUCCAGAGACACUCAAAGCCCACCCAGACAUGAUGCUGUGCAACCUGCUGUAGGUGAACCUACUUGAGCAGGGAGUUGGACUAGAUGAUCUUUGGAGGUCCCUUUUCACACCAAUCCUUCUAUGAUUUCCAGAUACAAAGGGUGAUGAUGGUCACCUUUCAGCAAAGACCCAUAUGGUGUAGAAAUAAUUCCAAAUCCAUCAUGUUGUAAAAUGACAGAUGGUCAGAAGAGAGGGGUCCCUCUGUGUGGGGCAAAUUUCAGUAGAAGUGUGGGGACUGAUGCGUUUAGUGACCAAGGGAAAUGGAUGACCUUGCCUCAUGCCCUUCUUCCCAUUCCACCUUUGCUUUAGCUCUCUAGCUUCUCUCACAUUGUGUUCUGUCCUGUCUUACAUCCAGGAGUUGCUACACCUCAGUGAGAUGAGGCAGAAAAGCCCAUUUAAGCAGGAAACUUUAUCCUUCUUCAUUGUGAUAAGUUAGCUGAGACUCCAUUUUCUUCAUGCGGGAAAAGCCAAUUCUUUAUUCCCAUCACUUAUUCUGUACAGUUUUCACACACCUCCUGUACAACACCUAUUGGCUGAGAGUUUUUUUACUACUUCAUUUUUUGGUCAGAAAAAUGGUCAUUUGUGUGUAUGUGCUCAGAUUCAGGCUGUUUACAUUUUUUCUUUAUGGGUUCUCAUGGAACAGAUCUUACUGGUUACACAGACGCAUUUAUUUUUCAACCCCAGAAUAGGUUGUUGUGUUAAGGAACCUUUCAUACAAGACUGUUUUUGCAUGGGAACUUGCAAAUUGUUUAACUACACUUAGAAGAGAUGACAGGCUAGCUAUUAAUUUAAUAGAGCAGGCCUGCUUUUAUGAGUGUUUCUUUUAUAAUUCUUCUACCUGUCACAACAUUUCCCCCUUUUUUAUUAAUUAAAAAAAGCUCAUAUGUUCUGGCGUUAAAACAAUUUGCAUCUUAUUAAGUCUAUUACCGGUUAUCUAUUAAAUACAGUACAAGAUACAUUAAAAAAAUGUUUACAAUCAACAAAAUUUAUUAAAUCCAAUCAUGUCACUGUCACAGCAUGAGAAAAAUAAAAAUAAUGUCCAAUGUCUCUAGGGGAUAUUGAUACAAAUUACCUUUAUUUUAAAGUCCAAAUAACUGAGACUCAGGAGAAACUCCAUUAGCUGGAAGUGUUGAUCUUUGACAUCACUGAAUGCCUUUUUGGGAGCCUGGAAGAGGGAAUAGCUGAGGAAGGUUAGUAGGAACACUAUACCAUGGUGAUGACAUAAGGCUUUUUUUGAUAAGUUUCCUCUGUAACUCCCUAGACACAGCCAUAUUCUGGCAGCCCUACUUUUGCUCCUGUUCUGGUUAUGAAGGCUGGGUGGUGGUGAAGUCAUUUCUCUUCUCACUGUGCCUCAUUUUCUCAGAGGCAAUUGGUGUCUGAUCAAAUGAAUAAAUGACUACUUUUAACCUGUUGAUGAUAAAAACACAUGCGUAUCUUCUCUAAGUUAAUGACUCAAUUAGGCUUUGCUAAUUGUACACUGA
This is a messenger RNA of Hirundo rustica (Barn swallow), 7918 nucleotides long. It is a transcript of the gene LTK, whose product is annotated as leukocyte receptor tyrosine kinase. Gene Ontology annotation, molecular function: ATP binding; transmembrane receptor protein tyrosine kinase activity. The transcript is spliced from 29 exons. Gene Ontology annotation, biological process: positive regulation of kinase activity; cell surface receptor protein tyrosine kinase signaling pathway; regulation of cell population proliferation. Lineage: Eukaryota; Metazoa; Chordata; Aves; Passeriformes; Hirundinidae. The coding region runs from base 66 to 4427 and encodes 1453 amino acids. Gene Ontology annotation, cellular component: signaling receptor complex; membrane. The record is from RefSeq and is a predicted model, not a curated record.